Lutzomyia longipalpis is the source of this 2707-nucleotide messenger RNA. RefSeq names its product homeotic protein proboscipedia (gene pb). Bases 639 to 2549 code for a protein of 636 amino acids. The record is from RefSeq and is a predicted model, not a curated record. Gene Ontology annotation, molecular function: DNA-binding transcription factor activity, RNA polymerase II-specific; DNA binding. NCBI's taxonomy places the organism in Eukaryota, Metazoa, Arthropoda, Insecta, Diptera, Psychodidae. The transcript has 6 exons. Gene Ontology annotation, biological process: regulation of DNA-templated transcription.
AGUAGUCACUGUGCCAUUGGUCAGUGUAGUCAGGUCACGUGGUACUCCAUCGCGCAGAGGUGCCUCUAAGAAAAUCAAACUCUCAACAUAGUCACAGGGCAGAACCGUCGCGCGAAGCGGGCACAAAAAGGGCCACCAGGGAGAGAGAGCCGGAGUAGAAGAAUUGAAAAAAAGGGGUGACUUGUGGUGAAAGCCGAAAGUGAUGGGAAUUUUCAUUUGGACACACGACUCACCCACCCCGUGAUCCUGCAGUGCCCCCAUACCGCGUCAAAUGCACACAAGUGGGCUCCACCAAUGCUCUGCACGACAGUUGCGUCUCUCAUCUCAUCGUGAACGGUUGUCUGUAGGCCCCCGUGUAACGUGCGAUUUGUGAAGGUGCCCAAGAGUGAAAGUUUUCUUUUUUUUUUUCUAAAAUUUUUCUCCCCAUUCAUUGCUGUAAAAAAAUUCCUCGAUCCUCAACAGUGCUCUUCUUUCUGUGUUACAAUGGAUAAUGAUCCGUGAUCAGUGAUCGCCCCGUCGGGAUCGGCAUUUAAUGUACUUACUAUCAUACAGAGAAGAAACUCUGCGAAAUGGGACCGAGAAGAGGUGUGAGCUAAAAAAGGCAUUUUUGCACACAUUUCAAAAUCUGGAAAAUUUGAAUGGUGUUUAGCAGUGUGAACAAUAUGCAAGAGAAGUGUAAUAGUCUGGACCCACAAAUGGGUGCACAGAUAAAGUCAGAGUCUCCAAUGAAUGCCCUCCAGGGUAUUCAACCGCAGCAGGGAGCACAGCAGGGGCAAUUGGGGGUGAAGCUGGGAGGACAGAACUGUGAUAAGAGAGCUGAUACGGCCUAUUGGAUGACCACCGAGAGUGGUUUCAUCAAUUCGCAGCCCUCAAUGGCGGAAUUCCUCACGCAUAUUGGACCCGAAAGCCCCAAAAUGGGACCUCAGGGCUACCCCGUUGUGUCCCCGGAUGGCAUGGAUGGGGUACCUGAAUACCCGUGGAUGAAGGAGAAGAAAACAGCUCGAAAGAGCAAUGCUCAAGCUGAAUUUGUCGCAGAAAAUGGACUACCGCGUCGUCUCCGGACCGCCUACACCAACACGCAGCUGCUGGAGCUGGAGAAGGAAUUCCACUUCAACAAAUACCUGUGCCGUCCUCGACGAAUCGAAAUUGCCGCCAGUCUGGAUCUCACGGAGAGACAGGUGAAAGUGUGGUUCCAAAAUCGACGGAUGAAACACAAACGACAAACACUGUCCAAAACGGAUGAUGAGGAUUCCAACAAAGACGGUUUAAAAGGUGAUGAAGACAGUCAAUCUUGUAAUUCAAACUCAAAGAAAUCCUGCCAAGGAUGUGAACUUCCAUCCGACGAUAUCCCCGACAGCACGUCCAAUUCACGUGGCCACAACAACAACACUCCAAGUGCCACCAACAACAACAACAAUCAAAAUUCAAACAGUGCAACACCAAAUUCCAGCAGCUUGGACCUCGGAACACCGACCAACAAUGGGGUCGUCACUAAUGGCAUCAACGCCACGAGUAUCAUAAGUGCGGAUUCCAGCGUGGCGUCCAGCGUUAGUCUCGACGACGACGACGAGGCACCGUCCAAGGUGAAGAAGAAAGACGAAAAUCACGUUGUGAAAAAAGAGGCCGUGUCCACGUCGAAACAAUCCACGUAUUUCGGCAACUACGAGCUGUACCGGCGCGAAAGCGAAGUAUCCCCCCUGGCGGGCGUGGCGGCGCCAAUUGCACCCACGAAUGCGCCCUAUCCGCGUGGGCAGAUGGGACAGAUGAAGGGACCCCAGCAGAGGUAUCCCAAUGCCAUGGAGUCCGCUGGUGGCUACUUUCCCGGCUACUACAAGCAACAACAGCCAGAAUACUAUGGGAAGUAUGAGAUUGAAUUUACGAGCCAUCAGAAGCCACCAAUGAUGGGGCAGCAGCAUCAGGAGUUUGUGCAUCAGCCCAAGACGGAUUAUCAUCAAAUGAAGGGAGAUUUUGGGCACAAAGUCACGCCGAAUUUCCACCAAGGCACCCAAGCGUACUAUCAAGAGGGCGGUGUCACGGGGGGCGUGCAGUAUCCCCCCAAUCAGUACAGUGGCUACCCCACGGACUACGAUGGGGCAGCCACCAUGGACCCAUCCGUGUACUACGACCCCAAGACACAAACCAACUACUACGACGGCGGCAUGAAUUACCAGCAGCCCGGCGAAUAUCCCGCCGAAGCUUACAUGACGCCACCUGCCGGCACAACCAUCCAAUCCACCGACAACUGUGAUAAUUUCGCCACUUUCCAGCAGUACUACGACACCCCGAAUGGGAAUCAAGUCUCCGCACCGCCGGCCGGCCAUCUGGCGCACCAUCAUGGCAUUCAUGGGGCGAAUUUUGUCGGGACACCCACCAUGCCGCAGCAGCAGAUGCCGGCACAGCAUCAACCCUAUCAUGCCGGCGGGGGUGUUAACCCAAAUGCAGCAGCAGCAAAUUUGGCUGCACUCGAAAAUAGCAACAGCUCGUCGGAUUUCAACUUCCUCAGCAAUCUCGCCAAUGAUUUUGCUCCCGAAUACUACCAACUAAGUUAGUCUCACUUUGCAAAUCCCUAAAUGAAGAAAACGGGGUUAAAACUAAUCCCCUAAACUAUAAUUCACAAUCCACACACAACAAUUGAACCAAUUAUUGGGUCAAGAAUUGAGCCACAAUUGAGUUCCAUUGAAAUUCAUUUUAAAUUUCUCAAUAAUAA